This is a messenger RNA of Penaeus vannamei (Pacific white shrimp), 3491 nucleotides long. The record is from RefSeq and is a predicted model, not a curated record. Lineage: Eukaryota; Metazoa; Arthropoda; Malacostraca; Decapoda; Penaeidae.
AUUUUAAAAUAAUUUUUCCCCAAUUUCUCACUCAGUAAUAUUGUGAGACAUGGAGGUGACGGAGGAGAAUCUCGCACGUCUGGUUGAAGUCCUGACACACACCCUCUCUCCAGAUCCUACACAAAGGAGGUCAGCGGAACAGUUCCUGAGCCAGGUUGAGGGCAAUGAGAACUACCCUGUGCUACUACUUACCCUCCUUACAAGAGAUGAAUCACAAGUGCCAGCCAAUAUCAAACUUGCUGCGAGUAUCAACCUCAAAAAUUUGGUCAAAAGAUAUUGGGUUGUGGACGAAGAUGGAACCAAUCGCAUCAGUGCAAAUGACCGCAUUGUCAUCAAGAGGGAGAUUGUGGACCUCAUGCUGCGGUCACCGGAAGGGGUCCAGAGGCAGCUGUCAGAGGCCAUCUCCAUCAUUGGCAAGUCAGACUUCCCACACCAGUGGCAAGAGCUGAUCCCAUACAUGGCUGAUAAGUUCAAGUCAGGGGACUUCAAUGUUAUCAAUGGAGUGCUGCAGACCUCGUACUCUGUGAUGCGACGAUACGAGUUUGAACACAAGUCUGAAGAACUGUGGCGAGAAAUCUUGUUUGUGUUGAAUAACUUUGCCCAGCCACUGACAAAUCUUCUUGUGGAAUUGAUGAAAUUCGCUGGGGAGAAUGUCAACAAUGGAGAUGCCCUGAAGGUGAUCUUUGCCUCCCUGGUGUCUGUGGGGAAGCUGUUCCUGGCACUCAACUCGCAGGACUUACCCGAGUUCUUUGAGGAUAAUAUGGCUGUGUGGAUGGAAAAUUUCCUCACCCUCCUCAACUUCUCAAGCCCUCUUCUGAUGUCAGAUGAUGAUGAAAUUGGUGUGUUGGAGCAGGUUAAGAGCCAAGUUUGUGAGGAUAUCACCCUAUAUGCCUCCAAAUAUAGAGAGGAAUUUGAACCCUUCAUUGAAAGAUUUGUGACAGCUGUAUGGAACCUCUUAUCAACAACCACUCUUGCUGUUAAGUUUGAUCAGAUGGUGAGCCAUGCCAUCCAGUUCUUGUGUGCUGUUGCUGAGAGGGAUCACAGCAAAGGUCUUUUUGAAAAUGAGCAAGUUCUGUCAGGGAUAUGUGAAAAAGUGAUUCUCCCAAACAUGCAUUUGAGACCUUGUGAUGAGGAAUUGUUUGAGGAUAGUCCCGACCAGUGGGUGUCCCAGGAAUUGGAAGGAGCCGAUUCAGAGACUCGCAGGAGAGCUGCUGUUGACUUUGUCAGAGUGCUGUCAAGACACUUUGAAGCUAGAAUGACACAGGUGUUUGGGCAGUAUGUCCAGUCAAUGUUAGCCACAUAUGGAGAGAAACCAAAUGAGUGUUGGAGAAAUAAAGUAGCAGCCAUUUACCUUGUGACAACACUUUCGGCCAAGGGACAUACUGCUCGCCAUGGAGCCACUCAGAUUAAUGAGUUGGUUAACAUCACAGAAUUCUACCAAAAUCACAUCCUUCCAGAGUUACAGAAUCAAGAUGUCAACCGCUUGCCAGUGCUGAAAGCUGAGGCCAUCAAAUAUGUCAUCAGCUUCCGCAGUGCUCUUCCUUUUGAUGCUGUCAAACUGUGCAUCCCAGAUCUUGCCCGUCUCAUAACUGCCCAGUCACCUGUUGUGCACACCUAUGCAGCAGCAGCCAUUGACAAGGUCUUCCUUCUCAAACUGAACAAUCAGCCCAUGGUACAAAAGAAUGAUGUUUCACCAUCAGCAGCAGUGCUUUACGCAAACCUCCUUGGAGCAUUGACUAUACAGGGUUCAGAACAGAAUGAGUAUGUAAUGAAAGCCAUGAUGAGAGUGACAAGCAUCAUUGAAGGAGAUUUGAUGCAACAUGCUGGUCUUGUUGUACCUCAGCUUGUUGUCAAGUUACAGCAAGUUGCAAAGAAUCCCACAAAACCACAUUACGUCCAUUAUUUAUUUGAAACUCUGUCUCUGGUCAUCAAAACUGUCUGUAAUUCUGUGGAUGGUGCUGUAGGAGAGUUUGACAGGAAUCUCUUCCCAGUCUUCCAGGAAAUCUUGCAGAAUGAGAUUGAUAGCCUUAUCCCAUAUAUAUUUCAGAUCAUCUCUCUCUUACUGGAAAGACAAAAAGCUGAAGUUCCAGAGGCUUACCUAUCAUUGUUGCCUUUCUUAGUAAUGCCAGUGUUAUGGGAGAGACCAGGCUAUGUGGUGCCCAUGGUGAGGCUGUUACAAGCAUACAUUGAAAAGGCUCAUGGCCAAAUAGUGCAGAUGGGCAAGCUGGAAGCUGUUCUUGGUGUAUUCAACAAGCUUAAUGCAUCCAAGACAAAUGACCAUGAAGGGUUCUAUCUUGUCCAGUGUAUGCUCUUGCAUAUGCCCAAGGAAGUCCUUGACAGUUAUUGGAAUCAGAUCUUUGCCAUUAUGUUUAGGCGCUUGACUUCAAGCAAAACCACAAAGUAUGUAAAAUCUCUCUUGGUAUUCUUUAGCUUGUUUGCUUGUCAGCAUUCAGGAGCACGCCUCAUACAGAUUAUCGAUAGCCUCCAGGCAGGAAUGUUUAGCAUGGUUGUUGAAAGAUUGAUUGUGCCUGACCUGCAGAAGGUCUCUGGUGAAAUAGAGCGUAAGAUAUGUGCAGUUGGUCUCAGUGGAUUGCUGGCAGAUCCUACUUUGUACAAUGGUAGUUAUGCAGCACUUUGGGCCCCAUUACUAGAGGCAGUUGUGAAAUUAUUUGAGUGUCCUGAAGAUAGUUCUUUGCCUAAUGGGGAACAUUUCAUUGAAAUUGAAGACAUUCCAGCUUUCCAAGGUUCAUCAGCCAGAUUAAUGCAUGCAGCCAGAAGUGAUAUAGACCCCCUAAAGGGACAAGUAGAAAACCCUCCAGUUUUCUUAGCACAACAGCUCUCUCAGUUAUCGCAAACUCACCCUGGCACUCUCCAAGGGCGCCUUGCACAGAUGAACACCGAGGUACAGGCGCACAUCAUGAAGUAUUUACAGAUGGCAGGAUGCAGUCUGGCAUAAAAAAGUUGGAAGCAUUUGUAUUCUGUGAUUUUUUUCCAAUUGAUUUUAUACAUUAAGCAUGGCAACAAUAAGCUGUUUAGUUGCUUGGGUACAUUUACAAGGUGAUACAUUUCUUCCUUCCCAGAUUUACAAACACUGCUUUGCCUGCUAUUUAAAAUAGUAUGUAUGUUGCCUUAUGUUGAACCUGUCCCCAUUAUUACUUUGAUGGUGAUGUCCUGAGAGACCAGUGAUAUUUAAAAGGAAGCAAAAGAAAUAUACCAAUGAAACUAUAAUCACAAUUGGUUUUUAUUGUUAUUAUUCAGGAUCUGACUGUAUAUUUCAUCUCUGUGAUCCUUUUGUGACUUCAUAACACCAGUACAAUCUUUUGUAUUCUUCAAUUCUUUUCUUUCCUUUAUUUUAAUUUCAGAUCAUCUUUUUGUCAGACUAUAAGUUCCCACAAUGUGGGCUUCCCUUUAGGUUUUACUUUCUUAUUUCUACUUUUUUUUUUCAUAGUCAUGCCUUUGGAGCAUUUAUUAUAGUAAACUGUAAUAAAAUA